Molecule: messenger RNA, 405 nt
Organism: Fusarium poae
Lineage: Eukaryota; Fungi; Ascomycota; Sordariomycetes; Hypocreales; Nectriaceae
Exons: 3
Coding region: 1-405 (134 amino acids)
Molecular function (GO): N-acetyltransferase activity
Source: RefSeq, a predicted model, not a curated record
AUGGCAUCUGGCAAACCCUCUGAAAACCAAUUCACCCUACGCACUCACCGAACUGGUGACAUGGGCUAUAUCACACAUCGUCACGCCAUCAUCUACGAAAAACAAUACAACUUCGACACCCGAUUCGAGCCUUUGAUAUCAAGAAUCACAGCAGAUUUUCUCGACAACUUCAAUCCAAACCUUGAGCGCUGCUGGAUUGCCGAGAACAAUGGCGAAUUCCUCGGCUGCAUCAUGCUAGUUCGAGAUAAGAAACCAAAAACAGCAAAACUUCGACUUCUUAUAGUGGAAGAGAGCGCACGAGGUCUCGGCGUUGGAACCGCUUUGAUCCAAGCUUGCAUCGACUUUGCUAAAGAGGCUGGUUUCGGCCUUGAUGUCAGGCCUAGAACCAUCGCCGAUCUCAACUAA